GGUUGUCAUAAGUGGUAACAUGACCUGCAAAAUUUAAGACAAAUUUUUAUUUAAUUGUUAUUAUAGUAGGUUAUAAUAAACUGCAAAUUUAUAAUAAUUUUAAAUUAAACAUUCAACUAUAAUAACAAGGAAUGAUAGUGUAGGUAAGAGUGAAAAUAUACUAUUUUAACCCCUUUGUUCUGUAGGAAGGAAACAUUUAAUUUCACUGCUGGUAAUUGCACACAAGAAACUAAUUUUCUGAACUAAAAUUUAAUUAUAUCAAUAAAAGUGAUAUGAUGGAAAUGGCUAGCAGCGAUUUUCCCACUGUGAGUCUUUUACCAAAAAAAGAAACUGGGCUGACAUCUUUUCUUUCAAAAUAUCCAAAUUAUGAUGGCAGAGGAAUUGUAAUUGCAAUAUUGGAUUCAGGAAUUGAUCCUGGAGCACCUGGAUUAAAGGUAACAUCUGAUGGUAAAGUUAAGAUUGUAGAAAGGUUCGAUUGUAGUGGCUGUGGGGAUGUAAAUACCACUACAAAAGUUACCCCCAUUGAUGGUUUCAUUACGGGACUCACAGGAAAAAAAUUACAGAUUCCUGCAACAUGGACAAAUCCUGAUAAUACAUACAGAAUAGGAGUAAAACAUGCAUUCGAUCUUUAUCCUGACAGACUAAAAGAUCGUGUAAAAGCAGAAUAUAAGAAAAAGAGUUGGGAAUUACACCAUAGAGAAGUAUUAAGUGAGGUUUCCAGAAACUUGUCUUCAUUUGAAGCAAAACAUCAAAAUAAGACACUCAUCGAUGUUGAAAAACUAGAAAAAGAAAAUAUAGAAACCAUGCAAGAUAUUCUAGUUAAUUUUGAUAAAAAAUACAAUGAUGUAGGACCUGUCUAUGACUGCAUUCUUUUCCAUAAUGGCCAACAUUGGAUGUGUUGUGUAGAUACAUCAGACGAUGGUGAUUUAUCAAAAUGUCCUCUACUUGGUGAAUACAGUGUCACUCAUGAAUUCGCACCAUUAACAGAGACAGAUAAUUUAAAUUUUAGUGUAAAUGUCCAUGAAAAUGGAGAUGUAUUGGAGUUAGUAGGGGUUUGUUCAAGCCAUGGAACUCACGUAGCUUCAAUAGCAACAGCCUAUUUCCCAGAUUCUCCUGAAGAAAAUGGCAUUGCCCCAGGUGCACAAGUUAUAUCUUUAACAAUAGGAGAUGGCAGGCUAGGCUCAAUGGAAACAGGUACAGCUCUUAUUAGAUCUAUGAUCAAAGUUAUUGAGCUAAAGCAAACAAAGAAUCUAAAUAUACAGGUUAUUAAUAUGAGUUACGGAGAACAUGCACAUUGGGUGGAUGCAGGACGAAUCGGUGAUUUAAUCAAUGAAAUAGUAAACAAAUACGGAAUUACGUGGGUUUCAUCAGCUGGCAACCAUGGUCCAGCUUUAAAUACAAUUAGUACGCCCUCAGAUGUGCUCAAUGAACCAAUUAUCAGUGUAGGUGCUUAUGUAUCACCUGAUAUGAUGUUAGCAGAAUACGCUAUGAGGCAGAAAUUGCCAGGUACUCCUUAUACUUGGUCUUCCAGAGGUCCAACCAUUGAUGGAGGAAUAGGAGUUCAUGUUUGUGCACCUGGUGGUGCAAUCACUUCCGUACCGAACUGUACUUUACGGUACUCCCAACUAAUGAAUGGUACUUCCAUGGCCUCACCGCAUGCAGCUGGAGUAGUUUGUGUUCUGUUGUCAGGAUUAACACAACAAAAAAUACCAUUUUCUCCCUACAUUGUUCGCAGAGCAUUGGAAAAUACAGCGAAACAUUUAGAUGGAAUUGAAAUACCUGCUCAAGGGAGUGGGCUAAUACAGACAGAAAAAGCGUAUGAUUACCUUAUGAACUUCCAUGGAGAAAAUGACAGAAAUAUUAGGUUUCAAGUGCAAUGCGGUUCGAAUAAUUCAAAAGGAAUAUAUAUUCGGUCAAAGGUACAUACUCAGUCUCAGUCGUUUAAAAUUAGUGUUGAGCCACAGUUUUUAAACUCUGAGGAGGUUCCAGCACAUCAUAAGAUUUAUUAUAACCAAAAAUUUGUCUUAACUUGUGGCGCUGAGUAUGUCAGUUAUCCUACUCACCUAGAUUUAUCAAACGUCGCGAGAAUGUUCGCCAUAAAAGUUGACACUUCUGGCCUACGUGAAGGCUUGCAUUGUACUGAGCUAAGUGGAUAUGAUGUGAAAUGUAUAGAGAAAGGUCCUCUUUUUAAAAUACCUAUAACCAUAAUCCAACCAAUUGAAGUUAAGCCGCCUAAGUAUCAAUUCGGUGUUAAUAAUGUUCGCUUUGAACCAAAUACGAUCAAACGGCACUACAUUACGGUGCCAAAGACAGCUACCUGGGCAGUAUUGAAACUCCUAUCAGAUGAAGAUACAGGAAGAUUUGUUAUUCAUGCUUCACAGCUUGUCCCUAAACAAUACUGUAAAGCAUUGGAAAUCAACAAAACGAUAGCAGUUACUUCCAAAUGUGAAACAAUAUUAAAUUUCCCUGUGCGAGAAGAUCUCAUUCUUGAAUUAGUUAUAGCGAAAUACUGGGCCAACGUAGGGGAAGCUCAUUUAGACUAUUCGAUCUCUUUCUGGGGCGUCAAACCAAAUCAGCCUGCAGUGACAAUGCAUUCAGCUGAUGGAAUUCAUACUGUGGAAGUGAAGACUCUCCAAGGGGAAGAUAUUGCACCUUCGAUCAAUAUAAAAGCUGCCGUCCAGAUUGUCAAACCUACAGAAGGAAAAAUAAUGCCAUUGACUCUAAGGGAUGUAAUUCCUCCAUCUAGACAAAUAUAUGAGCUGGUUUUGGUCUAUAAUUUCAAUUUAUCAAAACAGUGUGAAAUAUCUCCAAAUUUAUCGUUAUUGAGUCAAAUGUUGUAUGAAUCCGAGUUUGAAUCCCAGUUUUGGAUGCUGUAUGACUCCAAUAAGCAACUACUUGGCUGUGGUGAUGCCUACCCUGACAAAUACUCUGUUAAGCUAGAAAAAGGUGACUAUACUAUAAGACUGCAAGUUAGACAUGAUAAAAGAGAUUAUUUAGAGAAAUUAAAUGACGCUCCCGUGCUGCUUGUGCAAAAAUUAAGCAGCCAAAUUGGAAUGGACGUUUACUUAUCGUAUACACAAGCUUUACUUUGCGGAAAGAAGGCCGGUGUUACAAAUAACUCUAAUCCAUAUAUUCCUAUUCCUCUGUAUAUAGCUCCUUUAUCACCUGAUAAGUAUUCCUCAAAAUCAAAUAAUGCGGCUCACUAUUUGACUGGAACAAUAACGUAUGCUAAAGACGAAUUGGGAAAGAAAGCUGAUGUUUAUCCCUUUAAGUACAUUUUGACUGAAAACAAUUCCAAAAAAUCAAGCUCAAGCAAUGGGAAUGGUUCUGAUAAAACUAAGCUUGAAGAAUUUAAGGAAGUAAUGAGAGACACCAAAACUCAGUGGCUGUCUAAAUUGGAUGCCGCUUCCGCUGAGCCAAUAUAUACAGAUCUCUUGCGGAGAUAUCCGGACCACGUUCUCAUAAAUUCCGUAUACUUACAAGUUAUAGAUCCCUUAGACAAAAGAGUAAUGCCUAGUUUGAGCCAGAAGACGACUAGUUCUGUUAAAGAUCUUGAUAAAGUAAUAACUGUGUGUAAUACGGCUUUAUCCGGCAUGGAUGCCAAUAAUAUUUUAGCUUUUAUGGCUAUGAAGACUGAUUUGAGGCCAGAUGCGGCAAAAAUUAAAAAUACCAUGGAACAACAGAAAAAUAUUUAUCUAGAAUGUAUAGCACGGAAAGGGAUAGCUUUGUGUCGACUCAUUUUGUGCGAGACUGAAACAGCUGAAGCCAACAGGGAAGAACUAGCUGAAGUAUGGAAAACUUUAGUUAAAUUUGUUGAUCCUACUGAUGCAAAGGUAUUAACAAGCCACGUCCAAUAUUUUGCAAUCUGGCAUGCAUUUUUAUACAAUCAAUACGGUAGAUUAUUGAAACAUUUAUUGAAAAUGCAAGAAGACAAACCAACCGAAGAAGUGGAAAAGAAAAUUAUUGAGUUUUGCGAAGAACUGAAGUGGUCACACGUUGUUAAAUAUUUGAAAAGAACUUUACCGUCAAAGUUCCCUUCUGCAUACAAACCAUUUUAAACUUUAAAAAUACCACAAGAAAUUCUUCGUUUUCUUCUUCUUCGUCUUCAUUUUACGUUUCUUGACAAUUCCUUUGAGCGAACCUAUUAGCAAGCAUAAAUCAUGAAAAAUAAAAACAGACACCUAAUUUGAGUUUUAGUGGUUGACUUUUUACAAGAAUAUUUUUCUGAAUGGAGGGGUGAAAGAAAUAAUACCUUUUUUGCGAAUAUUCCUUUUUAUUUAUUUACAACUGAAAAUUUAUCAACGUUGGAGAUUCGUAUUAAAAAAUAGAACGAAACUUUUUUCUCUUUCUUGUGGUAAAUGAAAGUGGAGUAAUUAUCAUUUGCAUUUUUUGUUAGUGUUUAAAUUUUAAAGAAUAUGUACCUGCUAAAUCAAAAGUAGAAGCACAUAAUAGAUGUACAUGAAUUGAAUUGUAUAUAAUUGAAUUUAUAUAUAUUGAAUAAUUGAUUAUGUCGUAUAAAAUUUUGAAAUAAAUAAAAUAUACCUAUCUGUUUUAAAAAGUGAUACAGAAAAGAGUUAAAUAGAAAAAUGUGAUGAUUAUAACUCAAUUUUGUAAAAUUUGUUUAAGAAAUAUAGAAUUACAGAAACGAAGAAAAACUAAAUCUUUAAUUAUUGCAAAUUUGCGUUAUUUACAAUUAAUUUAAUUUUGUAUUAUCACUAAAGGUGCUAUUUAGUGAAUUUAAAUUGAUAAUAUCGAGAAAACCUUAUAAACCUUAUUAAAAAAUAAUUUUUUUACUUUUUGGAAGGAAUGCCCUUUUUAUUUAAUUAAUAUACUCUCUAAUUAAUGUUAUUUAUCUAUUAAAUUUCUUUCUGUAUCUUCUCUCAGAACGAUGAUAUCUAGACGGAGUCUAAAUGCAUAAUGCGUGUAUGAUUUUUACCUGUUUCUUUUUACUAUAUUUAUUUUUACACAUAUUAAGUAAUCAUCUUAGCAGGUUUGUGUUCUUCUGUCUUGUAACAAAAGAUAAGUUACGGGUAUGAUAUGUACCUUUCAUUUGUGUUAUUUUUUAAUAGUUUUAGCUAUAUUAUAAUAAAUUAUACCUUUUAACUUA
Molecule: messenger RNA, 5107 nt
Organism: Diabrotica virgifera virgifera (western corn rootworm)
Lineage: Eukaryota; Metazoa; Arthropoda; Insecta; Coleoptera; Chrysomelidae
Product: tripeptidyl-peptidase 2
Exons: 13
Coding region: 273-4058 (1261 amino acids)
Biological process (GO): proteolysis
Cellular component (GO): cytosol
Molecular function (GO): tripeptidyl-peptidase activity; serine-type endopeptidase activity
Source: RefSeq, a predicted model, not a curated record